CUUAAGCCCCCGGCCGGCUAGAUCUCAAAACCAAACAGACCUCUCUGCUUGCCACAGUACAACAAGCUGCCGGAGCCGGACGGCCGGCUUGCGUCCCGGAAGUCCUCAUUUUGCCUCUUCUCCUGCCUACCUCAAGAAGGGAGAGAGGUGAGGAUGGCAAACAUUGAACUGCAGUCAGUGAAGCCGCCAAUAGUGAUAUUGCACGAGGCAUUUACAAAUGACGGAGCAUAUGGUAAUAUACGCCUUGUGCACCCAGUUGGUCGUCCAGCCGCUAAUCAUGUCGCACUCUUCAUCCCUGAAGUGGAAGCAGACAAUGCCGAGAGGUUUCUGGAAGGGAUGACGCUUGAUGGGGACAGGGUGCUCCAUAUUGCUGCGAGGUUGGAGGAUGUGGAGCUAGUGAGUGCCAUCUCCGUGACAGAGAGAUGGCGUGAUGCGGUCCACGUAACAGCGAAGAACAAAAGGGGAGAGACUGCCUUGCACUGCGCAUCGGCUACUGGGAAUGUCGCCAUGAUCGGCGCCCUUCUCACAUUGUUGGCACAAAACAGUGAGAUGAAAAUGCAACUUCUGAGACAGCAAAAGGACACCCGGGAGACAUGUUUGCACGAGGCCGUGCGGUGUGGAAAUGGGGAUGCUGUGAGGAUGUUGGUGCAGGAGGAUGUGGCUGUUGUCCUUGGAGUUGGACCAAACAACGGCCGCGCGCUGGUCAAAAUAUGUGAUGAGCAGGGUGUUUCGCCUCUUUACUUGGCCACAACAUUACGCCAUCUUGAGAUUGUUGAGUUCCUCACCCGACUAGACUGGCCUCAAGGGUACCCAGCUGCGUCCUACGAUGGGCCUGGAGGCAAGACAGCCCUGCAUGCUGCGGUUCUCCUCAGCAAAAGUUACUGUACAGAGCUCAGCCAACAUCUCGCUCAGUGGAAGAACGAACUCAUAGAUAAAGCAGAUAAAUCUGGGGCCACGCCGCUUCACCUUUUGGGAUCAAGAACCGACAAAUUUAUUGUGGAACUUCUUCUUGGUUUAGACCCAAGUGCCGGAUACCGUGCGGACAAUGAGGGAUCACUGCCCAUACAUAUCGCUGCAGCCAAUGGAAGCGUCGCGAUCGUCAAGCUGCUGUCUGAGCUUCGUCCCAACUGUUGUUGGUCACGCAAUAACUUAGGACAGACAAUCCUACACAUUGCUGUCCACAAGAAAAAAUACAACGUGGUAAGCUAUUUAUGCUCUAUCGUCUCUACACGGAAAUUCGUGGGGAUUUUCAACACCAGGGACAAUGAAGGGAAUACGGCUCUCCAUUUGGCUGUAGUGCAAGGAAACCACUCCAUUUUUUGCCGGUUAAUGGCGAGGAGGGAAGUGUCCUUGAGUUUCACAAAUAAUGAGGAGCGUACACCUCUUGAUCUUGCAAAGUUAAGCAUCCCACCAGGUAUUUCAUUGUUCCAGGGUCCUCGGUAUUGGGUUUUGUACGGCCUCCUAGUUGCGGGGGCUGAUUACUGCACCUGUCGAAGUGAUCACUUGGCUACAGAACCUGACGAGGAGAAGAAGUCGGAAGUGAUCACCAAGUCCGCUGGGCUGGUUGUCGUGUGCGCGGCGCUCAUCUUGAACACAUCAUUGACGAUGCCUUUCAGCGUGUCGAAUCUCUACAGAAAUCCGGAGAAGGACAUAAAAAGAGUCGUUGCCUACAAUAUAUUCAUCAUGUCUGACGCAUUGGCAUUCGCCUUCUCAGCGAUAGCCAUAUCUUGCUCCACGUUCGCCGGAUUAUCCUCAUUAGAACAGCGGACACGGCUAUCCUACCGUAACGCUGGAGCCUUGAGCCUAUGUGCUGCGGCUCUGUUUAUCAUCCUCGUCUUCAUGGCGGGAAUGUAUGUGGCAGUUGGUCCGCUGGUUCAUCUCAAGGGAAAUGUCAUCAUUGCUCUGUUGUACUACAUCACUUAUCCAGGCAUCCUUCUGCUAUUCGCGCCUUACCUAGGAUUAGCGGGGUCUCAUAUGCGUGCGUUAAUCUCAAGGCUUGGAUUGCGAGCAUGGCGGAAAGCCGUGAUUCGUGAGCUUCAAGUACGGAGCUUUAUGGUGCUACCAACAAUAAUACUAUCGGUCGCGGUUAUCGUUGCCGGUAUGUUUUAUCUUGCAAUUACGUCCGCCAAGGGAACUUUUUAACCAUCAUAGCUAGUGUGGUAAUUAAUCACCACAUACGAUUGAAUAUCAGAGCUAGGUGGCGUCAUUUCUCCUACUUCAUGCCCCUGUUUACAUCAUCUCCCGUUGGGCAAUGUUUCAUCUUCUUUUGUUGUUUGGUUCUUGCAGUUUGUAAUACUUGUG
Molecule: messenger RNA, 2301 nt
Organism: Hordeum vulgare subsp. vulgare (domesticated barley)
Lineage: Eukaryota; Viridiplantae; Streptophyta; Magnoliopsida; Poales; Poaceae
Product: protein ACCELERATED CELL DEATH 6-like
Exons: 4
Coding region: 154-2142 (662 amino acids)
Cellular component (GO): plasma membrane
Molecular function (GO): protein phosphatase regulator activity; protein phosphatase 1 binding
Source: RefSeq, a predicted model, not a curated record